Molecule: messenger RNA, 251 nt
Organism: Danaus chrysippus (African queen)
Lineage: Eukaryota; Metazoa; Arthropoda; Insecta; Lepidoptera; Nymphalidae
Source: the annotation of a GenBank genome assembly
AUGGGGUUGAUGGGGAUGAUGGGGAUGAUAGGGGUGAUGGGGAUGAAGGGAGUGAUGGAGAUGAUGGAGGUGAUGGGGAUGACGUGGAUGAAGGGGGUGAUGGGGAUGAUGGGGGUGAUGGGGAUGAUGGAGAUGAUGGGGGGAUGGGGAUGAGGGAUGAUGAUGGAGAUGAUGGGGAUGUGAUGGGGAUGGGGAUAGGUGAUGGGGAGAAUGAAGGGGGUGAUGGGAAGAUGAUGGGGAUGAUGGGAUGA